GUCUCUUAAAAAGAAGUAUUAUACUUCUUCACAUCCAAAAACAUCAUUUAAAGAAAAACAUAGCUAUUCAAUACUUGAAUAAAGGAUACAUCUAUAUCUAUAUCUAUAUAUAGAUAGAUAUUGUCUUCCAAAUAAUAAUUAUAAUAAUAAACUAAAGUGCUUCCUGAUUUCUUCGAAAUGGUUUUGUUGGGAGUGGACGAUGGCAGCGUAAUGUCCUUGAGCAGUUCUUCUUGUAACGAUACCGAAUUUGCGUCUUUGAGUUAUAAUGGGACCGUGGUUCUGUGGGAUACGCGACUGAAGACGGCAAUGCACACGCGGAUCCCCAACUACGAUAUUGGAAAUAAUCUGGACGCAGGGGAGCUACUCUUUCUGCCUGAGUUCGACAUGGCGAUCACCCUGUGUGGCAAACUUAUACAAUUUUUUGAUAUACGAAGAGGAACGAGCUCCAUAGAAUCUUGUCGGCACUCCUGUGAGGUUGUACGCUUUCUUGCAGGGGACCAUCCGUGGUCUCGCAUGUGGACUCUUAUUGUGGAUGAGAAGGGCCAUAUCUUCCCCCUGAACCAGAUGAACAUGUGCAAAUCUUCCAUGCUGCAAGAAUUUGUUUUUGGAAAGUUAGUUGACGUUCCUGAAAAUGGGUUUGGUUCCCUAUCCAACUAUAGCUCUGGAUUAGGCUUUGUAACAGAGGGAAGUGCGAAAAAGGACUACGGCAAAAGGUCGUUGUUUUCGCUCGGCAUGGACGGCAGGGGUUGUCUACUCAGAGGUCCUGAACCGACCCAAUGGCGGGAUUUCACAUUGGGAAAUUUGGAACUCGAUAAAGGGUCGACGAUGUUCAACCCACCCCUUGCAAACUGCUGCGGGUUUAGUGAAAAUUGCCAGGUCGCGGUGGGUCUGGCAGAUGGAACAUACAUCAUAUGCGAGGUGACAACGCAAGGCGAGGUGGAGGAAUUAAUGACGGCGCCUGGGCAUGCUACCAACGGUCUCUGUCAUGUUGAUUUCCUUCCCACUGGCUCCCUGUUGACAGUUUCCCUCUGUGGACAAAUCACGGUGUGGGAUGUGCCCAAUUUUUUGCUAGGCGACGGUGAUGCAGAGAUCGAUGGAGAACUCCCCAUGGUUCAAUGCGCAUUGGACCAUCAUGUCUGUACGGGAAUGAAAAGAUCCGUGAUAAAUUGCGCGUCUAUGCUAGGCCAAGAGAUUCUUCUAACGGGAGACGCGAAUGGAAAUGUGGUGAGCAACGAUCUGAAAAACUAGUAAUGUGUUUUAUCUUAAUAUUAUUUGCAGAAGCCUUAUGCUUCUUUGUUUCUAUAUUUCUCUUAA
Phytomonas sp. Hart1 is the source of this 1314-nucleotide messenger RNA. Lineage: Eukaryota; Euglenozoa; Kinetoplastea; Trypanosomatida; Trypanosomatidae. The record is from the annotation of a GenBank genome assembly.